AUGUCGGAGACGUCGGAAGAAGCGCCGCCUGCUAUUAUACUUGAUAAUGGGAGUGGGAUGUGUAAGGCUGGGUUCGCAGGGGACGAUGCCCCUCGAGCCGUCUUUCCGUCACUUAUUGGACGAGCUCGCCACACGGGAGGUGUGAUGGUCGGGAUGGGAAUAAAAGAUACUUUCGUUGGCGACGAAGCCCAAUCAAAGCGUGGCGUCCUCAGUCUCCAAUACCCACUCGAACACGGUAUCGUCACCAACUGGGACGACAUGGAGAAAAUCUGGCACCACACAUUCUACAACGAACUCCGCGUCGCACCAGAAGAACGACCGAUCCUCAUGACCGAGGCUCCACUCAACCCCAAAGUUAACCGAGAGAAGAUGACGCAGAUUAUGUUCGAGACGUUUAACUCUCCAGCGUUUUACGUUGCGAUCCAGGCAACGCUUUCUUUGUACGCUGCCGGGCGUACGACGGGGAUUGUGUUGGAUUCGGGUGAUGGUGUGACGCAUACUGUACCGAUAUAUGAAGGGUUUUCGCUCCCGCAUGCGAUUUUGAGGAUGGACCUUGCUGGGAGGGACUUGACAGAUUAUAUGAGCAAGUCGCUUUUGACUCGUGGACAUCAUUUUACGACGUCGGCGGAGAGGGAGAUUGCGAGGGAUAUUAAGGAGAAGUUGUGUUAUGUUGCGCAUGAUUUUGAUAAGGAGCUUGAGGAGGCGACGAAGAACCCUACUACAGUUGAGAAGAAUUAUGAGUUGCCGGAUGGACGGUUUGUCAUUGUUGGGGAAGAACGGUUCCGUGUACCUGAAGCGCUCUUUAACCCGGCUGUCCUUGGAAAUGAAUUUGGCGGGAUCCAUAUGACGGCGUAUAACUCCAUAACGAGAUGCGAUGUCGACGUGCGUCGUGAGCUCUUUGGCAACGUCGUUCUCUCUGGUGGUUCCUCGAUGUAUCCUGGCCUUCCCGAACGUCUGAACAAGGAACUUACAGCCCUCGUCUCGUCUUCCAUGAAAGUCAAGAUUGUUGCUCCACCCGAACGUAAAUACUCGGUGUGGAUUGGUGGAUCGAUCUUGGCUUCGUUGAGCACGUUCCAGAAUUUGUGGAUUACGAGGGAGGAGUAUGAUGAGAAUGGGCCGAGUAUCGUGCAUCGCAAGUGUUUGUGAUGGAGAUGAACUUGGACCUUUG
Messenger RNA from Fomitiporia mediterranea MF3/22, 1168 nucleotides. Its product is annotated as Actin/actin-like protein. Lineage: Eukaryota; Fungi; Basidiomycota; Agaricomycetes; Hymenochaetales; Hymenochaetaceae. The record is from RefSeq and is a predicted model, not a curated record. The coding region runs from base 1 to 1146 and encodes 381 amino acids. The transcript is spliced from 6 exons.